Linnemannia hyalina is the source of this 723-nucleotide messenger RNA. The record is from the annotation of a GenBank genome assembly. NCBI's taxonomy places the organism in Eukaryota, Fungi, Mortierellomycota, Mortierellomycetes, Mortierellales, Mortierellaceae.
AUGUCACACAACCAAAUAGGACUCCGUAUUGACGGUCGUCGCCCUGCGGAAUUGAGAAAGAUCACCAGCACAACGUGCGUCUUGUCGCAGGCAGACGGAUCGGCAUACCUUGAGCACGGAAACACCAAAGUCCUCGCAGCUGUCUAUGGACCUCGUGAAGCCCGUCACCGCGCCCUUGUCCUUCACGAUCGUGCCAUCCUCAAUGUCGAACUCAACGUCGCACCCUUCAGUUCAGGAGAGAGAAGGAGGAGAAGCAAGAACGACAAGCGCUUGUUGGAGAUGGCGUCGUUUGUGAAGCAGACGUUCGAGCCAGUGGUCAUUGCUACACUCUACCCACGCUCGCAGAUCGACAUUUACCUGCAAGUGAUCCAGCACGACGGAGGCACCCUCCAGGCAUGUAUCAAUGCGACCACAUUGGCGUUGAUCGACGCAGGAAUCGCCAUGACAGACUAUGUCUGUGCUUGUACAGCAGGAUGGGUCGAACGUGAGGCAGCAAUUGAUCUCAACUAUAUCGAAGAGUCGUCAGAUACCUCUGAGGUCACAAUUGCGAUGCUGCCCAAGAGCAGCAAAAUCACAUUGGCGCAGAUGGAGUCACGGUUACAUGUGGAUAAGCUGGAAGAGGUGUUUAGACUGGCAGGCGAGGGUUGUAAGCAGAUGUAUGAGGUUAUGGAUAAGACGAUUCGUGACCGGGCAGAGGACCUUGCACGGAAGAUGACCGUGUAG